Neodiprion fabricii is the source of this 874-nucleotide messenger RNA. RefSeq names its product probable methyltransferase-like protein 23. Gene Ontology annotation, cellular component: cytoplasm; nucleus. The record is from RefSeq and is a predicted model, not a curated record. Bases 38 to 874 code for a protein of 278 amino acids. NCBI's taxonomy places the organism in Eukaryota, Metazoa, Arthropoda, Insecta, Hymenoptera, Diprionidae. The transcript is spliced from 2 exons.
CAAAGAAUAUUUAAUACACCUCAUUACAUCGAUAGUUAUGCCGGGAUUAGAAGAAAGUUUUUGGUUUCACUCAAGUCCUUCCGCGCAAGGCCCAAUGUCCGAUGGGGUCGCCUCCGAGCAAGUGAAAAAAUUCUUUUUCACAUCUCGUCGGAACCUGGAACUUGAUCAGGACGACGAAUCACUUGAGAUUUACAUACCCGAGGUGAGCAAUACGACUUUCAUCAUUUACCAUCUCCGGAAAUCGCCCAUUUUAUGUUCCAACAAACUGCUACCGGUAUUACGCGUUUUGCUCCUGCAGGCAAGCUACAGCUUCUACACUUGGCCGUCAGCUCCAGUUCUGGCGUGGUUUUUGUGGGAACACCGUGGAGAUUUGGUUGGGAAGAGAGUGUUGGAGCUUGGUUCUGGUACAGCGCUUCCUGGAAUAGUGGCGAGCAAGUGUGGCGCUCUGGUAACACUCAGCGAUUCUGCAAGUCUACCGAAGAGUUUGCAGCACAUAAAGCGUAGUUGUGAGCUGAACGGUGUUUUGUCGCAAGUCAAAGUAGUUGGAGUAACUUGGGGCCUCUUCUUGUCUGGAUUGUUUUCAAUCGGUCCUCUAGACUUGAUCCUAGGAUCAGAUUGCUUUUACGAACCCACUGUCUUCGAAGACAUCGUUGUAACUGUCGCCUUUCUAUUAGAGAGAAACUCAAACGCAAGAUUCUUGUGCACAUAUCAAGAGCGUAGUGCUGACUGGUCCAUUGAACACUUACUCAAUAAGUGGGGGUUGACCUGUACACAUAUUCCUCUUGCUGGGCUCGGCGCUAACUCGGGCAUAAAUAUACAGGAGUUGAUGCAAGAUCAUACAAUUCAUUUACUCGACAUCAGGCGAGCUUCGUAG